UUUAGCAAAGGGACUGAAUACUUUUUCAAUGUUAUAUUUCAGUUUUUAAUUUUUGGUUAAUUUGCAGACAUAUAGACAUAACAUAUAGACGUAUCUGAUAAUACCAGAUACAAGACUGGUCAUGUGCUUGAUGUUUAUUGACUUAAAUCUCUCACCUAACCCGUUUGGCUGGGAAAUGUAACUUGUCUUUCAGGAGUACUCUGUGGUCUUCAGCUGGAGAUAAUGGACAGGCUUGCCAACUGACCCCAGAAAUGAUCAGUAAGGGUCUUUCACUACUUUGUCGAACAGGCAAUGGACUCUCACAUGCUUUUGUCAGACUGGACCUAAAAGACAAUGGACUGAAUGACAUUGCUGCAAUCAGCACUUUUAUUCACAUACGCUUUCUGGAUCUAACCAACAACCAGCUCGCUGAUCUCUCUCCUCUGGCAUCUCUGACCCAGCUACUCUGGCUGAAGGUUGACAAUAAUGCUGUGGCUUGCUUUGAAGGGCAACCUUUUGCCCAGUUGACCUACCUGCAGUGGUUGAGUAUGGCUGGGAACAAACUAACAGAUGUAAGUGGCCUAGUUGGGUCUGCCCUGGAGAGCCUCAUUCUAGCAGGUAAUGGUAUUCAGAGACUGAAUGGACUACAGAGUGGCUGUUUUGCCAACUUGAUGACUCUAGAGCUAAGAGGAAACCACCUUAAUACCACAAAUGAAAUCAACCUUCCUAACCUGAAGCAUUUAUAUCUGGCUCAAAAUGGUAUAAAACAUCUGGAGGGUUUAGAGAGAUUAGAGCACCUCAUCACACUUCACCUGCGAGACAACCAGCUGGAUACUCUGGAGGGCCUGAGCUCCAACAUGAGGUGUCUCAAAUACCUAAAUGUCAGAGGAAAUGCAAUCUUAGACCAAAAAGCCAUUCAAGCUGUCGGGUGUGUGUCAAAAACUCUUAAAGCUUUGGUCCUUUCUGAGAACCCUCUAGUGGAAACCACAGACUACCGUCUGAGCGUACUCAUUCUCCUGCCACAGCUGGAACGACUUGACAAAGAGCUAGUCUCCUCUGAGGAGAGGACUGAGGCCUUAGAGAGAAUAAAGGAACUUAAAGAAGAGGAAAUACCAGGACUGUGACAUUUGUAAUGAUGACCAAGAUGAGGAAAUAGUUGACUUCCUUGAAAAGUCAAGAUUGGUGCGACUGUGUUGCAAGAAAAGUCAUUGCUAUAGGUAAAAUGUAUUUUACAUGAUUGGUCUCAUGUACCUUUACUCUAAUUUUCAGAUGG
Molecule: messenger RNA, 1252 nt
Organism: Cheilinus undulatus (humphead wrasse)
Lineage: Eukaryota; Metazoa; Chordata; Actinopteri; Labriformes; Labridae
Gene: lrrc23
Product: leucine rich repeat containing 23
Exons: 8
Coding region: 252-1103 (283 amino acids)
Cellular component (GO): cytoplasm
Molecular function (GO): protein kinase binding
Source: RefSeq, a predicted model, not a curated record